AGGAGCCGGGAGUGUAAGCGCCCGCCGCCGCUCCACAACACUGUGGUGACCCAAGGCGAACAAGCUUGCUUUAAAUUACAUAGUAAAGGAGAAGCACAUUUAAUAAAGAAGCAAGAGGACAGUUAGUAAAGAAGUUGAAGAUGGCAACAUCACUCCAGGAACGUCUCAAACUGAAGCAGUAUCAAGUAGAUACGUGGACAACCCGUGAACAGUUAUGUCUUGCUUCGGCUGUAAUGCGCAGCGGGGACCAAAACUGGGUUGCUGUGAGACGAAAUAUAAAGAUGUUAACAAAUGAAACAAGCCGACCACCUGAUUGGUACUCUACAAAGAACUGUGCCUUACAGUAUGCAAAGCUGCUGGAACGUGUUGAUACACCUAAAAGGAAGAGAGAACGUGGAGAUGGCGGAAAUGAAACUCCCGGAGAGAUUGUCACGAAAAUGCUUAGCAAACAACGUAUUGAAGAACUGCGUGUAUUAGAGGCAGAAGAGCGUGCAACAUACAACCAGCUGAGGCAAGAAAUUCAGCAAAUUGAUUCUGGACUCUUAGACCAACAGCUUGAUACAUUAUGGGAACAAUUGGUGAAAGAGCGUGCGGAGGAGGAGGAAGAAGAGUGUCGGCACCAGCAAUGGCUGAAAGAACGAGAAGAAAAAAUAACAGCUAUCCAACAGGCUCUUAAGCACCAAGGACCAAAAGUACCUGUACCACCUCAUACCAAGAAACAGAAGCUUCAAACAGCUGGGGGAGGAGGAAUAGGCAUCAGCAGGCGAAACAGUGGGCUAUCGGAGACCUCCUCAGAAAUUGACAGUGCUCUUGAUAGUCCGGAUUUGAGUGAAGCUGCAUCUGAAAAUCUAGUUAGUAACAAGAGUCAAGAUGAAGGAGGGACUCAGGAGCCCGAGACCAAACCUACUCCUACAUCACCUCUUCUCUCCUCACUCCUCAGCAAAUCACCCAUCACCAAUGUGCCAAUCACCAGUGUGCCAGGAUCAUCAUCAUCCCCUUUAAUGCCGAUUGGACUGGGAAGUAGAGGGAUACGAGGUAUUGGAAUUUCUCCAGUAUCUGAAGCUCUGCAAAACCUAGUGUCGUCUGCAAUAUCUGGAACAGACAGUGUUAACAAGGACAGAACCAGCCAUGUCUCUCCUGCCUCAGGAUCAUCAACAUUGUCCCUUCUUUUGGACCUGCCGCCCAGUACACCUGGGGGACCUCUUCCCAGACUUAGUGACUUACCUGGGGGGUCCACGUAUGAGCGGAGAGAUCCAGAGAAAAGGAUAAACCUCAUGAAGAAAUUUGAGAAAGAGGCAGAAAAGGAAUCUCAAAUGCAAGGGUUUCAGGAAGCAGAAGUGUCAACUGAGAAAACAGCCGUGAGUGUACCGAAGGAAACAGUAGAGAAGGAUCAUGCUGUGAUGGAUGUGGAGGUGGAAGCUAAAGGAGAAGCAGGAGAGAGAGAAGUUAUAAAAGAGGAGACAAAAGUGGAAGAUGGAAAGAAGGAAGGAGCCGCAGAGAAUGUUAUGGAGGAGGUUGACAAGUUGGUGAUUGGAAAGAAUGAAAAAAAGGACAUAGAGACAGAAGACACCAAGGAAGCAAGUCCACCAAGAGAGCAUUUAGAGGGAAAAGCUGGAGAGUUGAAGAUGAAAGUCUCUCUCUCACAGGUUAUAGAAGAAGACAUGGACAAAGGAAUUUUGAACAAAGAUAUGAAAAAGAUAAAAGAGAAGUUAGAGAAGUCAGCUAGUGCUGAAGAUGGAAGUAAGUUAGGUGAUAAAAGUCAUAAGUAUGAGGAAAAGAUUGAUGAAAAGCAAGAAGAUAAAGUAGAGGAUUGUGUUAAGCACUUUGAAGAAUCUACAUCAUUCAAGUGCGAUGAUAAGGAGCUCAAGAUUGAGAACCUCAGCCCGUGUGAACCUAUAAGAGAAGAUGAUUGCAAGAAGCCAGAAUAUGAUUUCAAAAAAUCCGUUGAGGAGAAACAAGAUGAUAUGACGGAGGAUACACCAAGCUGUAAGGAGAAACAAGAGAAUGAUGACGACGACGACGAUGACGAUGACGACGAUGAUGAUGACGAUGAUGAAUUGGAUAGGAAAGACAAAUCAUCUGAAGAUGAAUCUUCUAUUAAAUUGCAAAAAAAUGAGGACACUGAACCAGAUCUUGAUCUGGAAAAAAAGUUUAGUAAAAGUGAUAAGAAAGAGCAAGAGGAAGAAGACCCGAGUGAUAAUCAAGACAGCAAAGAUUGGGUGAGUGAGGAGGAGGGAAGCUUUGCUGGCAGCAGGAAACGGAUAAUCUCAGGGGGAGAUUUCAUGGGCUCAUCUUCUCCAUUUGUUUCUGAAUCUGCCCCCAAUUCACCCGCAUCUACUCACUUCGGUGAUGAGUCGGAGAAUGAACGUGCUUAUAGGUCGUGGAAGAAACCCAUUAUGAUUUUAUGGAAUGAAAUAGCUGCACACAAGUUUGCUUCUAUAUUUCUGAGACCCAUCACUGAUGACCAAGCCCCUGGGUAUCACUCAGUUGUUAACAGGUCAAUGGAUCUUCAAAAGGUGAAACGCAAUAUAGAAAGUGGAGUAAUACGUACUACGGCAGAAUUUCAACGUGACAUAAUGCUCAUGUUCCUAAAUGCAACGAUGUACAAUACCCGAGACCACAAUGUGUAUCAAAUGGCAGGCCUAAUGAUGCAGGAUGCUGUUGCAACUAUUGAGGAGUUCCUCAACACUCAGAUGUUGGCACGGGCUGAAGAAACCCCUCAAAAGUCACUCCGAAGGGAAACUCGAGAGUCUUCAGCAAAGAGGAGUGACGAGGAUUUUAAAAGAAAGAGAGACUCGCUGGAAGAAAAAAGCCUUAAAAGGAGAAAACUGUAAAUCAAGAAGAGCACCACUGUGUUGGUGAUAUUAUAACACCUCCAUUAGUAUUAUAGGUGUAGACAUUUUAUUUAACAUUGUUCCACUUUGAGCUGGUUUUAUAAUCUUCAGGUCAAUAUCGGCCCAAGUAGAAAACCAUGUGCUGCAUAUUUUUUUUAAAUUGCCUUUAGCGAUCCCUUAAUUAAUUCAGUUUAGGAUUAUAAGAGAAAAGGCAGCACAGUAUUAUUAAACCAUUAUUGGAUAUACAAUAUAAGUGCAUGCAUAAACACACACACACACACACACACACACACACACACACACACACACACACACACACACACAUAA
This is a messenger RNA of Procambarus clarkii (red swamp crayfish), 3161 nucleotides long. Its product is annotated as bromodomain-containing protein 8. Lineage: Eukaryota; Metazoa; Arthropoda; Malacostraca; Decapoda; Cambaridae. Gene Ontology annotation, cellular component: NuA4 histone acetyltransferase complex. Gene Ontology annotation, molecular function: protein binding. The record is from RefSeq and is a predicted model, not a curated record.